This is a messenger RNA of Cylicostephanus goldi, 213 nucleotides long. NCBI's taxonomy places the organism in Eukaryota, Metazoa, Nematoda, Chromadorea, Rhabditida, Strongylidae. The record is from the annotation of a GenBank genome assembly.
AUGCUUACCGCCAAGGACCAAAAUAUGCUGAACGACGAAUAUGUUUACAUUUUUGCGGAUCUCUUGGACUCUGGAUACAGAAUUGCAAAUACUGGGAAUCAAACGCUGUAUGUCUGGGAAGAUAGAUCAAUCAAACCCGAUGGGAGAGACAAAGAGGCUCGGGAAGCGUUCGAGAGAACAUUUAUGCUGAGCGAUGUGGACAACGAUUUUGAU